AUGCGCUCUCAUUCCCUCGUGGCAGCUCUGAGCCUAGGGUCAGCAACUCUAGCACUACGUGGCCAGUUCCCGGUCAACACUGCUGAUGAAAUUCACGUUCAGCCAUUGGAUACCGUCAACUUGAAUGUACCUCCAUAUAGUUCAAGCACUGAGCAAUGGAGGUUUGAAGAAGGCCCUCCUGAGAACGCGACAGGGAACUUGAUAUUCGACACUGUCCAUUCACUCCUGCAACACUGGCCAAACACUCGGUAUCGUAAUGGACAUAACAUAGUACCAGGAGUGAUUCCAACCGGUACUUUGCUUUAUCACGGCACCGGCCGCAAUACGAUACCCAGCGAACCCGACUGGACCGCUACAGACCCAGAGCAUUCCAUCCAUUUCGCUCGUGGAAGUGAUGGGAAUGGCUGGCACCUCACGCUGGCAGCAACGCGACCUCUCAAAGUCUUGUACUUUGACGGAAGCAGUGCUGCCAAGAUAUCCGAGGGUACGAUGGAUACGCAGGAUAUAAUAGCUUGGGAGGAAGUGCAGCCUGAGCGACACUUUGAUGAAAGACGACGGAUUAAGGAUCUCUGUAGGUGGGGAAAGGAGUUUGGAAUCGACGGUUUCGCGAGGAUGGAAAUGGACUUUGAAAUUAUGUUGUGUGAUUUUACGGCUGGUGUUGAGGUAGUAUCUUUCCUGCAUGUCCGACUUUUACCGAAGGACGAAAACCCUCACCUUCUUCGCUUUCCCUCGCCUUCCCACCUUCCUUCCCCUCCUCCAUCGGAUUCUGAUUUCAGGAUUCGCGCAUUUGAAGACAUGCACUCCGGCUCAUUGCAAAAUCGCCAGGCAGGGAUUCGAGCAUUUGAAGUCAUGCACUCCGGCUCAUGGCACAAUCGGUACCCAGGGGAUUCUCGCAUUGUACUCGACCUGACUGGUCUUGUCUCAUUGUAUGAUAUCGCACUGGCACCUUCCCUCGUCCCAGUUCGCGCCGGUCUUGAACGGUGGGACCACCGCGUCUUCGGAAUAUCAUCAAACGAUAUAUCCAAGGUGAUGAGAAAGCUUACUGAAGUUAUUAGUCGGCCACACACGGUGAACAGCGGCAUUGACUGGAAGACCCUUAUUCACGUCAUCGUCGAUCGAUAUGCCGAUCGACUCGAGUUGAUGGAGUAUCUCCUCAAUUUCACUUCGUCAGACUCGCAAGAAGUCCUUCAGCGAGCGAAGCUCACGCAAACCCAGCUCCGUGUUAUGCUUACGCCGUAUCUAUUGGAUUCCGUCGUCGUCCCUAGUGCAGGCGCUUCAGGCGUAGAUGCCUUGCAGUGGGCGUCCCCGAUUUUCAGGCUAUGUGCCACAACACACACUUCCGUGAUAAUAAACCAAAUACCAUUCAUGACACCUUCUGAACACCUGCUGCUGAAAGCCGUUGAGGAGACAACGAGAGAAAUCUGCCGUGUCACUACGGAAAUGUGGGCUGUGGGUGUCAUGAGCGGGCUCGACGCUCUUUUCCCCGUUGAACUGAAUAGAGAGCCUGAUGUCACCCAAAUAAUGAAUGAUUGGAAACAAGAUAUCCAGAAGCUGAUGUCUUGGUUAGACUGGAGUAUAUGGAUUAAAUGUCGACCCGGCUGCGGCCCAGAGGAAAUGUGCUAUCUUCCUACUUGGCCCCAAAAUUUCCCCAGGUCAAAGCGCCCAACCACCUCCUCCUUCAUGGGACCCGCAGAAUAUCAUGGAUACUUCAGAAGGAGACUAUCUUACUGA
This is a messenger RNA of Suillus subalutaceus, 1731 nucleotides long. RefSeq lists its product as uncharacterized. Lineage: Eukaryota; Fungi; Basidiomycota; Agaricomycetes; Boletales; Suillaceae. The record is from RefSeq and is a predicted model, not a curated record. The transcript has 6 exons. The coding region runs from base 1 to 1731 and encodes 576 amino acids.